This is a messenger RNA of Anopheles moucheti, 1070 nucleotides long. RefSeq lists its product as uncharacterized. The coding region runs from base 157 to 666 and encodes 169 amino acids. The transcript is spliced from 5 exons. Lineage: Eukaryota; Metazoa; Arthropoda; Insecta; Diptera; Culicidae. The record is from RefSeq and is a predicted model, not a curated record.
UUUCUGUUUCUGCAAUUACAGUUCGUUUAGUUGCAAAAUAUCAAUUUACAGCACACAAUUAUCAUUUCUGUGCUGAAACAAAACUUUCCCGGUUGACGAGAACGGCACAUUAUACGGCUUAAUAAUCCAUUCAUCGCCUUUUGCCCCAGCAACAUCAUGGUUUGGCUAGAAUCUUGUUGGUCUCCAUUUAUUUGGACAAACUCCGUCAAAUCCGGAAGCUAUGCAGUAGCCGCGUACACCGUUGCCAUUUCGAUCGUGUUGAUAACGAUGGUAACAUACAACCUGCUGGGAGGAGAUUCAUCUCAGCUAUAUUCACCGCUGUUUGAGACCGACAUUCGAGACUCAAUGCAGGUUGUCGGAGGACUAUUCAUCUUGUACUUUAUUCUGCUCAUAUUAUCUGCUGGUGGAAUUUGCUAUUCGUUAAAAACCACAACCCGUGGUUGGAUGUUACCGUGGCUGUCACUGUUCGGAAUAGCGAUUUUAUUCCAGCUGGUGUUCGGCUUGUGGUUAAUUGGUGGCUAUUACAUUUAUUUGCAGCAAACUCUAUCGAGUCUAAUCCUUUGGGUGUGGAUGGCCUACAAUAUCUACUGCUGGAUGUGCGUGUACUCGCAGUACCAAAUAUUUGAAAAUCUUCAAUCACCAAACAUUGAGCUUUUAAUGCCUUGAGGAAAUCACGCAACUGGUCGUGAAUAGAAUCUAUAGAAUGACCUCACUUUUUUACCUUGACUAUUAUCACUUCAGUAAGAACACGAUAGUAUUUUGCAUGCCGUGUCUUAACAUUUACAUUCUUUCUAGUUGUAGGUGAUUUUCAUGAAUCUUUCCAUAUUUUUAUGACGUUUUUUAUUAUUAUUCCAUUUACGAAGGUACAAACGUAUUAGGGAAUAUUUUUUCCAAUGUUAAGCACUUGACACAUUAUAAUAUACAACGUAGUUUAGAGCUAGGAGGAAGACUGAGAGAAACACGAACCGUCCGAGCAGCGAAACAUACAGAAUCUUGCGAAAUAAAGAAAUUUUUUAGACAGAAGCAGUUUGGUGAACUUAGUUGUUGCGAUCAUUAAUACAUUACAUAGU